AUGAAUGAAGACAAUGAUUCACUUGAAGAAAUGAGCACGGAGAGAUCAUCUGAUUCUGAUGAAAGUGAUGGAGAAGCAAUUUCGAUUGAGGACAUAGCGAGAGAGAAGAAAUCAAUCGAUGAAAACUUGAUCGACGCCUUCAGAGGAGUUUUAAAUGCAACACAAGAAACUGUUAAUGAACACACCAAGACUGCCAUAGUGAUCCUCAAAGCUACAUACGGUCGAGUUCUCCGCACGCAAAAUAACGAACUUGAGGAGUAUUUUUUCAAAAAUCUGCAAGCGCGAUAUCAUGUACUUCUUCCGAUUGGUAGGAACGUUAGUGUUGAUAAUGCUCUACGAAUGUUACCACGGGCCGCCGUCCUUAUUUAUAUAUGGAACGGUCAACCAAUGAUCGUGGACCAACUUAUCAGCGAUUGUCAACAGUGUCUCUUAUUUGUUUCAAAAGAAGUCCAAAUCAACUGUUUAUUGCUCUUGGGUCGAUUAUUGGAGUGGUCAGUCCGUCUUGGGAAAAAUGGACAUGUGUUGUAUUCAUGUAAAAGAGAGAAGAUUCUAAAGAGUUUGCUGCUCUUCGCUAGGUCAAAAGACCCUGAAGUUCGAGUAGCUUGUGUUAAAGGCUUGACAGCCAUUCAAGAUGAACCCGUUGAGUCAACUGUCCUUGUUUCACCAAAAGAAGCUUUGUUCAAUAUGCUCCAAGAUCCGGAUUGGCGAGUUAGAUCGGCUGCCGUUUCUUCGAUAACUUUUGUUGAUACGCGUUUUCGUGAUCGUGUAAUUUACAUGUCACAAAAUGAUGAUCAGCCAGAGAUUGUCAUUGCAGCAAUGAGCCGUUUGGCAAAACAAGAUCCACUUGAUUUUCAAGCUAGUCAGAUCUAUGAAGCUCUAUUUGGGACUUUGAUGGACAAGAAUAGUCACAUCCGAAGAUACGCGCAAGACCAGUUGGCCUCACAAUGGAUUAGUCAAAUUGUCAUGGAUGCCAAUCAGAAAGGAAGGAAGACGACAAGAAGCAAAUUAGACGGCAUUGCGCAUGGACUGUUUGUCAUAUUGAAGGAGUUUUCGGCAACGAUCUUAACCAAGCAGGAUCGGAAUUGUCGAGCACUGAUAGAGCGUCUUUUAGAAUAUUAUCAUCAGAAUAUAUUCAAUGACUUGCCCAUUGACGACUUUAUCCGUGAACUUAUAGCUGGUAUCGCUCCGACUGACAAUAUCAUCACUGUUUGGACUUUUAAGAAGAUUAUUUGGAGGCCGAUUCAGUUUUCUUAUCCAGCUAUCUUUUUCUGGAGAGUUUUGGUAGACUAUGUCAAAAAGUGCGCCAAGGGAGAUAAUGCCAGUCUGCUCGUUACCCUUAAUCGAUUAUGCCCUACGUUGCAAGAAGCCUCUUCUGAGAUUAAUAGCCAGUUCGCUGAAAGGGACGAUUUGAUUGACACCUAUGAUAAAUCCUGGUGGACACUCUUUAACGAUUUGCUGACGGUUCUUUCGAUUUUGGACAAAGAGGAAGCUGGAAUGGAGACCUAUCGAAAGUUUUUGCUUCGAGUUCUCACCAACAUGGUUGUGUCAAGGACUAUCGUUGAGUUUGCCGUACGGGAAUACAUCGACUCUUUUUUGCUUGAUGCAGAAACGGAAGAACAACAAUUUGUUGCGGCUAUUUGGGGUGAUUUAAUUUAUCACUUAGAAGAUGCUAUCACCACUUGGUACUCCAUUAAUGACAUCCAGCAAGAAUUCAACGAAGAGGGUGUCUUGGUCUUACAACAUGAGCCAUUGGGUCAAGCUUGUAUGGUGAUCAAUGCAAUGCUGAAAACAAAUCGCUUUCGAGGAAUCCGCCUAGUUGUGCAAAGAACUCUCCAAAAAUAUGAUGCUCAACCCCGUCAAUUGAUUCUGAAUGGAAUACUGAAACGUUUCACACAGAUCUUACCCUAUGAAAGGGACAUUAUUGUGAUCUUCAUUGAGAUGAUGGCCACAUUGUGUAUGCAAUUUCAAGAGGAUUAUGAAACAUAUGUACCGAUUCUAUGCACAAUUGCUUAUGAGAUUCAAGAUAAUGCUCUAUUACACCAAAAUUUGAUUGUUGCAUUGACCGAUGUCAUUUUGAUGAGUAACUACGAGAAGAUUCUGACUUUGGCGAACAGUGAUGAAAAUAUGGCGAAACGGCAAGAUAUUCCAUUCGACUUUAUUGAUUAUCUAAACGACGCAUUGAGGAACAUUCCGCUUGAUGUUGAGGUCGGUAACUAUGAAAAUGUCAUUUACGAAUGCGCUUCGAAAUUUGUGUUGCAUCAGCCACGAGCCAUCGGAGUGUGUCGACUAUUGACCACAAUGAUAGCUAGAAUCAUGCAUCCUGAAUCCUUUGAGCGACCGUUUUUGCGAUCAAUGCUGAUGAGCUUCUUUGAAAUUUUCCGUGGAGUGCCCGAAAAUCAACGAUUAAUUGUUGACGCAUUCAUUGACUUAUUCGACCAAAUUUCGGAACAAACAGAAGAAACUCUUUCGGAUGAAUGGAAGCAAAUAAUUGCAAAGCUUGUGCCAGAGAAAGUUGCAGCCUUUGUGACUUUUACCGUCUCAGCGGAGAACUUGCAUUUCCUAGUGAGUAGCGAGAAAUCGCAUAGCAAGGACAAUCCCGAUCCAAAGGCCAAAAGACGCUCCUCGUUACCCGAUGAUCCCAAUAAAGUCGUGAGCACACAAGGUUACCUCAUAAAGCUUGUGAUCGAGCACAUCAGGAGAGAAAUAAUUUAUGUUUCUAAAAACAAAUUGGAGAGCCUUCAUGGAAUUGGAGAUAAACGAUACCCAGUACUUGCCGCUUACGCUAGUGUGUGCAAAUACACUAACGUGGGAUUUGGUUUUACCCCAAAAGGUCUGUUGCGACUCAAGCUGGAUGUUGAUAGGAUACGAGCGGAUCUUGCGUCACUAAGCCCUCCACCGCAUGCCUUACAAUAUCUGUUUUCGUUUUCGCGAAGUGCCGAAGCACGUCUUCGCCGUGCUGAAGAAUCACUAGAAAGGAACGAGGAUGCAAAUCAACCGGGUACUAGCAAAGCAAAAACUGAUGCAAAAACUGAUGCAAAAACUCCUCGCAAAUCUGCUAAAAGGCCUUCUAAAAGCACAAAAACCGAUAAGGAUAAACUUAAAGAGUUAAUGAGCGCACCAUCAGUUAGAACAUCAAGGGCUAGUGGAAGUAAUACUCGAAGCGCUGCUAGGGAUUUGAAUGAAACGCCGCGUCGACAGCAGCCACAUCGGGCGGUCAGAAAAGCAAGGUAUGUGCAUGAAGAUGUAAUCCCUGAAGAAGUCUACUCUGAUGACGAUUCAUCAAAAAGGAAACUU
Molecule: messenger RNA, 3294 nt
Organism: Mesorhabditis belari
Lineage: Eukaryota; Metazoa; Nematoda; Chromadorea; Rhabditida; Rhabditidae
Source: the annotation of a GenBank genome assembly